Messenger RNA from Manduca sexta (tobacco hornworm), 1019 nucleotides. RefSeq names its product protein SCO1 homolog, mitochondrial (gene Scox). Lineage: Eukaryota; Metazoa; Arthropoda; Insecta; Lepidoptera; Sphingidae. Bases 179 to 937 code for a protein of 252 amino acids. Gene Ontology annotation, biological process: mitochondrial respiratory chain complex IV assembly; intracellular copper ion homeostasis. The transcript is spliced from 5 exons. Gene Ontology annotation, molecular function: copper ion binding; copper chaperone activity. Gene Ontology annotation, cellular component: mitochondrial inner membrane. The record is from RefSeq and is a predicted model, not a curated record.
UGUCAAUGUCAAAUGACAUUUUUCAAACGUGCUGAAAACACGACUACUGGGGCGUUGAUAAGUGAUUACUGAUUAUUAUGAAAUUACGAGUUAAAACUACAUAAAAAUAUUUAUCGGCUCCUUGGCCAAGUAGAUUCUCUCCGUGAUACUACAGUUAAUAACGAAAAAACAGUUAAUAAUGAAUUCCUUUUUAAGAAAUAGUAGCGGUAUGUUACGCCGUGUUUUCAGUACUUCUUCUGUGAGACAGUGUGCUGUGCCUCCUAAGAAAAAGCCGAAGACUUUUAUAGGUCCUAUAACAUGGAAGUCAAUGGCUGGUACGGCUCUCGUGGGUGGCGGUCUCACAGCAUUUAUGUUGUAUGUGAGAAAAGAAAAACAAGAAGCAUUAGACCGGGAAAGGAAAAGACAGCUUGGUAAAGCGAAAAUAGGAGGUUCCUUUGAAUUAGUAGACCCAGAGGGCAAAUUAAUUAAGAGUAAAGAUUUCUUAGGUAAAUGGAUGCUGAUCUAUUUUGGUUUCACACACUGUCCCGACAUCUGUCCAGAUGAACUUGAAAAACUUGCAGAAGUUGUAAACAUGCACGAUAAAACUCCUGGAUCACCACCUCUGCAGCCUGUGUUCAUAUCUGUUGACCCACAGAGAGAUACACCUGAGAUUGUUGGAAAGUAUUGCAAGGAGUUUUCGCCACGUCUUUUAGGACUCACAGGAACAAAGGAACAAGUUGCACAAGCCUGCAAAUCGUACAGAGUGUACUUCAGUGCGGGACCUCAAGAUGUAGACAAUGAUUACAUUGUUGACCACACAAUUAUAAUAUACCUUGUUGACCCUGACGGUGAAUUUGUUGAUUAUUACGGACAAAAUAGAAAUGCUAAAGAGAUUCAUGAAUCAAUGCUAGUCAACAUCCAGAAGUAUGAGGUUGCGAAAAAGAAGUCAUGGUUUUAAUUAAGGUGCAUUUAUAUGUAGUGUAACAAUUAGUCCCAAAGUAUUUUAGUAAGAUAAAUUAAAGAUUCUGUUAUAAAAUCAA